GCCACUUACUCUCUCUCACUAUCAGUGAUAAUGUGUUUAUGGCUACAUGCAUAUAAGAGAUGGAUCUAUGAAAAUUCAACCAAGUGAACAAACCACUCUUCUGAGUUUGGAAAUCAAUCAAUGUUAACUCUCAAUAUCUUCGUCUUUCUUCUUCUCUUAUCUUCAUCAAAAGCAUUCUCUUGCAAUCAAAUUGACCAUAAUUCCCUUGUAUCAUUCUACCACCACAUCUCUUCUUCUUCUUCUUCUCCUCCUUCUCCUCUCAACUGGUCAUCAUCCAUUCCCUGUUGCCAAUGGGAAGGUGUAGCUUGUCGAAGCCAUGAUCAUCGUGUUAUCCGCUUGUCCUUACCUGGUCGGGCUCUGUCAGGAACCCUUACUCCCUUUCUUGCAAACCUUUCCUUCCUUUCUCACUUAAAUCUCUCCCGUAAUCAUCUCUCGGGCCUUUUCCCUCUCACUCUCUUUCACUCCUUGAAUCGUCUCAAAACUCUUGACUUGAGUUUCAAUAGUUUUUCGGGUCUACUCCAGCCGCCCGAAUCAUCAGGUAGCUUCUCGCCCGUUUCCAUCCAGACUUUGGAUCUAUCCAGCAAUCGCUUUAUUGGGACCUUAGAUCCUUUGUUUCUUCGCCGGGCCAAGAAUUUGAUCAGCUUCAAUGUCAGCAACAACAGCUUUUCGGGUCCCAUUCCUUCUUCUAUCUGCAGAAGCUCCCCCUUUCUCCGAGUCUUGGAUUUCUCCAUGAAUCAGUUCAGUGGCGGUAUAUUUGAUGGGCUCGGUGGAUGUUCUCAGUUACAGAUUUUCCGGGCAGGUAGCAAUUAUCUCUCAGGGUGGCUGCCGAACGAUCUUUUUGGUGUGAGAACAUUGAAGGAAAUUUCUCUGCCUAACAAUCGCUUUUCCGGGCCCAUCAAUAAUAGCAUUGUCCAUCUUUCCAGCCUCAAAGUUCUUGAGCUCCAUGUGAAUGAAUUGAGUGGUCCGCUGCCGACGGAUAUCGGAUCACUCUCCAAUUUGGAGCAACUUCAGUUGCACACCAAUAGCCUCAGUGGCACUCUGCCUCCUUCAUUGAUGGACUGCAUCAAUUUGAAAACUCUGCUCUUGAAAAACAAUCAUUUUGGUGGACAGCUUUCCAGUCUUGAUUUCUCGAAACUCCAGAAAUUGCAAACCAUUGAUUUAGGGAACAAUAGCUUUGUGGGAAGAAUCCCGGAUAGCCUGUGCUUGUGCAGGUCAGUGACUGCUAUCCGAUUGGCAAUCAACGCUCUGGUGGGCGAAAUCCCUCCUUGCAUGGCUUCACUAAGAUCUCUAACACCCCUCUCAGUAGCCACUAAUAACCUGUCUAAUGUUGUUGGAGCUCUGAAUACUCUUAGUUAUUGUGAUAAUUUAAAAGUUUUGUUACUGACGGGGGGCUUCCAUGAUGAAACCUCUCUUGAUGAUAACGACCUAUGGCGUCGAAAUGGCUUCCAGAAUCUGCAAAUUCUGUCUCUGGAAGGAUGCAAUCUCACAGGCCAAAUCCCUUCCUGGAUUGCAAAAUUGAAGAACCUCAGAGGCCUGGACCUGGCCGACAACAGAAUUUCAGGACCGAUUCCAACUUGGUUAGGAGAAAUGCCAGACCUGUUUGCCGUCAACCUCACCAAGAAUUUACUGUCUGGGAACCUUCCACGUGAAAUUUGUGGGUUGCCGGCUCUUACCACAGAUAAAACCCGUCAAGACUUGAGUUACUUAGCUCUGCCGUUUAUAGUGAACAAACAAGAAUACAAUCGUCUGUUUAACUUGCCAGGAGGACUGGUAGUUGGGAAAAACAAUCUGAGUGGCAGCAUCCCCAGUGAAAUUGGCCAGCUGAAACAUGUCCAGUAUUUGGACCUCAGCAACAACAACUUCAUCGGCAGCAUUCCUGACACACUGUCCCAUCUCGUCAAUUUGAUGAACUUGGAUAUGUCGGGGAACCAUCUAUCUGGCCAGAUCCCUCCAUCACUAACGGGGCUUCAUUUCUUGUCGUCAUUUAGCGUGGCGGAUAAUGAUCUUGAAGGAGCAAUUCCCAGUGGGGGGCAGUUUGAAACCUUUCCUGCCGCUUCAUUUGAAGGGAAUCCCAAGCUUUGCGGCAAUGUGUUGAAAAGAAAAUGUGGGGUCGUCAAACAAGUUGAGGUGGAACAGCCUGAACCUGAGCCUGAGAGUUCAUUGUUUAAUAUUUUAUCUUUCGGGUUGGGAUACAUGGCAGGACUGGUUGCCAUCACCAUCGCUGUGUUGUUCCGUAAUUCCUGAUUAAGUUUUAGUUUUAAACACUAAUUACGUAGGGACAGUCUCUAUAAUAUGUUAUUCAUCCAUUGGACUCAGGUCAUAAUAGUGUGUUAUCUUCCAUAGCAAAGCAUGAUUAUAUGAUUUAAUUUUCA
This is a messenger RNA of Sesamum indicum (sesame), 2372 nucleotides long. RefSeq names its product receptor-like protein 2. The record is from RefSeq and is a predicted model, not a curated record. Gene Ontology annotation, molecular function: protein binding. Lineage: Eukaryota; Viridiplantae; Streptophyta; Magnoliopsida; Lamiales; Pedaliaceae.